Molecule: messenger RNA, 639 nt
Organism: Saccharomyces kudriavzevii IFO 1802
Lineage: Eukaryota; Fungi; Ascomycota; Saccharomycetes; Saccharomycetales; Saccharomycetaceae
Gene: RPC25
Product: DNA-directed RNA polymerase III subunit RPC25
Exons: 1
Coding region: 1-639 (212 amino acids)
Biological process (GO): DNA-templated transcription; transcription initiation at RNA polymerase III promoter
Cellular component (GO): RNA polymerase III complex
Molecular function (GO): DNA-directed RNA polymerase activity; DNA binding
Source: RefSeq, a predicted model, not a curated record
AUGUUUAUCCUCUCCAAGAUUGCAGACUUGGUACGAAUCCCGCCUGAUCAAUUCCAUCGCGAUACAAUCUCGGCAAUCACUCAUCAGCUAAAUAACAAGUUCACCAACAAGAUUAUUCCCAAUGUUGGUCUUUGUAUAACAAUUUAUGACCUAUUGGUAGUCGAGGAGGGCCAAUUGAAGCCUGGUGAUGGAUCCUCCUAUAUUAACGUUACGUUUCGAGCCGUCGUCUUCAAACCGUUUUUAGGUGAAAUAGUAACCGGAUGGAUCUCCAAGUGCACAGCAGAGGGUAUAAAGGUAUCAUUGUUAGGUAUAUUUGAUGAUAUAUUCAUUCCACAGAAUAUGUUAUUUGAAGGAUGCUAUUAUACGCCCGAGGAAGGUGCGUGGAUUUGGCCUAUGGAUGAAGAAACGAAACUAUAUUUUGAUGUGAAUGAAAAAAUCAGGUUUAGAAUCGAAAGAGAAGUUUUUGUUGAUGUAAAACCUAAAUCUCCGAAAGAACGCGAGUUAGAGGAAAAAGCUCAAUUGGAGAAAGAGAUUGAAGGUAAAAAUGAGGAAGCUCCACAAACAGAAAAACCUCCAGCAUAUGCCUUAUUAGGUAGUUGCCAAACAGAUGGCAUGGGGCUCGUUAGUUGGUGGGAAUGA